AUGGCCAACGCAAAAACUACUGUAAUUAUGGAAGGGUUGCCUGUCAUCAAGGAGCAUCCCAGCAAUGUAAUUGCUCGCCGUAAUGACCCUGUCACCCUUAACUGUGCAGCUUCCGGAGCUGCUCGCAUCAGGUGGUUCCGUGAUGGUGAGGAGGUAAUAACAUCCACGCAAGACCCUCGCUCACACCGUGUCCUCCUGCCUACUGGCUCCCUCUUUUUCCUCCGUGUCACUGCAACUAGGAGAGAUAGUGACACGGGCACGUACUGGUGCGUGGCUUCCAAUAGUUAUGGCUCAGCACGCUCCCACAAUGCUACACUGACUGUGGCAACGCUUGCGUAUGACUUUCAAAGCCAGGCGGAGCCUGUGGUGAAGAUCCGAGUCGGGGAUUUUGUAUCCUUUCCCUGCAAGCCACCCAAGGGCAGCCCUCUGCCGGAAUUAACCUGGCUGAGGGAUGGCCGUCAGGUGACCAACUCCAGCCGCAUCAUUAUCACUCAAGGUGGAGACCUAGUCAUCAGCCAGGCUGUCCAAGACGACUCCGCAGCUUAUGUGUGUCGCGCUCGUAAUGCUGCAGGCACUAGAGAAUCCACUCCCUCCCAACUCACCGUCAUGAUACCACCUUGGUUUGUGGAACGUCCAGCAAAUGUCACUGUUCCACCAGGGGUUGUAGUGGAGCUGGCAUGUCGAACUCAAGGCUCUCCCACUCCUUCAGUUACUUGGCGCCGGCUAGAUGGGAAAAUGCCACUGGGACGCGCCAAGAUAGAUGACCAACGUCUGGUGUUGGAACAGGUAGAGACUGCAGAUUCAGGUGUUUAUGCUUGUGAAGUGGAGAACGAAGCGGGAAUUGCCUCAGCCCAAGCUUCACUUACCAUUGUUAAUGCCCCUGAGUUGACACAGAGGCCACAGGAUGUUCACGUGAUGGUCGGUGAAAGUGCACAGAUAAUGUGUCACAUAAAGGGAGGACCCCAGCCUCUUGUGCUGUGGCGCCUCCCAACCUUAGACAGAACGGCUCUCCUAAUCCCUGGACAGAGGAGGGGUUACACUUUCAUAUCUGAUGAUGGUUACACUCUCACCAUAGAACAUGCAACAACUGAAGACAGUGGCAUUUACCACUGCUGGGGUGUAAGCAGUGGUGGGGGAGUAAGCGGGCAGGCAGAAUUGGUUGUAGUACCAUCUCAUCCACCACCCAUAGUAGGUGUGGGUCCUCAAGACAAGACAGUGAUACCAGGGAGUGUUGUUACUUUCUCCUGUGAGGUAGUGAGUGAAGCAGCCAAAGCCGUCAUCUCGUGGUGGUACCGUCCGUCUGUUCACCUACCAUCCCGUCCACUCUCUCAGGGUACUGAUGGCUCUAGGAUCUCCCUCCCAGACAACGGGGCGCUCAUUCUCAAGAAUGUUCAUCUUGAUGAUGCGGGGAUUUAUACCUGUCGCGCCAGAGCAGACACUGGUACCGUGGAACAAGCAGCAGUAUUGCGAGUAGAACACGAUGCUAAUGUUAGUGAACCACUGCACUUGCCUGCACCUCCCACCAAGCCACGACUUAUGGCAGUGAAUCAAACAGCGGUGCAACUGAGUUGGCUUCCCAAUUCUCAGGUGGGUGGAGAGUCAGGUCAGUGGUAUACAGCAGAGUACUGGAGACAAGGCUGGGAUGAAUGGAGAGUAGCCGAUGCUGUUAUGUUGAAGGAGUCGUGUGUAGUAAGUCACCUCACUCCUGGACACACUUACAUCUUUUUGGUACGCGCCGUCAACAACAGCGGGGCUUCAUUCCCUAGUCCCUGGUCAGACCCGGUCACAACCCGCCCUCCCCGUGACCCAAGUCUCUCAGUGGACCAGAUCCGCCAGGCUCGCCGUCGCCUCUCUCAACCCAUAAUAACACUCACUGACGCCUCCAUCACCGCCCCUCAUAGUGUACUGCUUACCUGGAACUUCCUGGAUCUAACAGAUGAGUCUGUGGAAGGCGUCUUGGUAUACUCACUGACCAAAACUGGCACUGUACAAGUGGCCACUGUGCUGGGCACCUCAUCUUCCUCUUACCUCCUGCACCACCUUAGUGCCAACACUCACUACACUUUCUUCAUCGUCCCAUUUUGGCAUAGCGUCGAAGGAGCGCCCUCCAACUCUCUUUCAGUUAUAACACCAGAAUCUGUUCCAUCAUCUGCACCCAGGGAGGUGCGUGUGACGAUGCUUGAGGAAGGUUUGGUACUUAUCAGGUGGUCGAGUAUGACUACUGAAGAAGCACAAGGGAAACUGGUGGGUUACCAGGUAAUAAUCAGUCACAACGGGAGCCAGAUCACGGAGACGGUGGUAAGCCCUUGGCUGGAAGCGCACAGCCUCCUGCCUGAUCGGCUUUACACCGUGCGUGUGGCAGCUCUCACAGGGGCGGGUCUUGGGCCCUUUAGUGUCCCUGUCCUGUUAGAUACCAGACCCAAUAAUGCUCACACCAUCCAUAAAGUCAAAACAGAGAGUGACAACAGUGGAUCUGUCAGGUAUGCUACAACACAACCUGGGUGGUUGAUCUACGUGCUGAUUCCCCUCUUGUUACUUGUGUUCAUUGUUACUUUACUGUACGUGAGGCGAUUCUAUAAAAAAGGAUCGUUCUCGAACUCUCCUCAUGCACCUGCCCAUUACCAGGACCCGUCCAUCUACCCAGAUCAAAAUUCCAUUAGUAUGUAUGGCGAGAAUAAACCGUGGCGUCCCUCAGAAAGUGACAAAGAUUCUAGCUUGUCAUCUACGCGACUUCUGCAGUCACAUCAACUGGUGAACGAGUAUGCAGAGCCACGAGUGCCAGGGCUCAGUGAUACAACUACAGAACCGUAUGCCACCUCAGCGUUAAUCAGAGCCCCAUCACCUCACCUGAACCACAACGUUCCCUGGAAACAUCACAGUGAUGAUUCAUGUGUCCAGGUCAACUGGGCAGCAUUUCUUCCUCCCCCGCCCACCUGUCCACCGCCACUUGACCAGGGAGACCCAGUUGGCAGCAGUGAUCACCAGGGGCCUCGAAUAGUAUCUUCUUCAGGUUCCCAAUACGACAACAUUGGCAGGUUUGAGCAGUAUGAGCAGCCAUGUGAUGCAGCUUCUGAGCACACAUACGAUGUGUACACACAAGUUACGCCUGAUGGUUGACAGGAUGGCUUCCUUGCCUUCAAUAUAUCUGAGGACCAAGACUGGUAAAAGUUUCGAUCUUCCCCUGGUAAACUUGCGACGAAGUAGCACACACUAGGUCUACCUGUCCAGCAGAACCACAUUUACCGAUCCGCACUAUAGCCAGUACUGGUGGACCAGCAGACCUUAGUUACAGUAGCAGAAGACUUAACAAGCAUAUUCAGCAGUGUACACGAGAACCGAUGACAACCGAUCUAUUAUGCUUUCCAGUUAGGAUGGCAAAACCUGUGAUAUAUCCGCGACCGGUUUUGAGAGUUCUCUUGAAGCCCAUCCUAAAGUCAAACUUCAUUGUUGACCGCUUGGUUGAACAGGUUGCUGCCAGCAGUUGACUGGUCUACGCAGUAGCACAUUUUGGCUAAUCUGGUGGUCCUGUUGAAGACUUUCAGCACCUGCGUCUUGUGAACCAAUACACCACCAGUAAGACACCACCAGUAAGACACGCUCUGGGGUGUGUCAGAGGUGUCAGUAAUCCCUGCCACCAGUAAGACACGCUCUGGGGUGUGUGUCAGAGGUGUCAGUAAUCCCUGCCACCAGUAAGACACGCUCUGGGGUGUGUGUCAGAGGUGUCAGUAAUCCCUGCCACCAGUAAGACACGCUCUGGGGUGGGUGUCAGAGGUGUCAGUAAUCCCUGCCACCAGUAAGACACGCUCUGGGGUGGGUGUCAGAGGUGUCAGUAAUCCCUGCCACCAGUAAGACACGCUCUGGGGUGUGUGUCAGAGGUGUCAGUAAUCCCUGCCACCAGUAAGACACGCUCUGGGGUGUGUGUCAGAGGUGUCAGUAAUCCCUGCCCUCUAUAACACCACCGGUCUUCUAAAAUGGGCAUUAGUUAAUUCCUCACUUUUACCAGAGUAAACAAUCAUACAAUGGACACUGAAAGAGGCUAGUACAAACCGUCACUUCAGCCCAAGUUAUGACAAAGGGAAGGAGGACACCAGCGUACACAUGAGUUGCUUUCUUGACAAUUCCUCACACGAGAUAUAUUCACAGAAACAAUAGUACAAACCUUUUCAUACUGCUGAAAAGCAGAAGGAAACUUUUAAGAGAUUUUCAACACCCUGUUUGUGCAGGAGUGUAUACAUAAAGGUGUUUGUAAGUUGCAAACCUCCUAUAUGUAUACUGAGAGCUGUAAAUCUUUCCAUAUACAUACAUUCAUAUUUAGUUGAUUUCGAUCCCAUUUUUACUAAUAAAUUAUCGUUGAUGCUAAUGUAAGGUAUUGCAGAAUUUAACACACAGAUUUAACACACUAAAUCAGUUAAGAAGAAUAAGUCAUAAUAAGAUGGCUGGAACAAUUAACAGAUAAACAACACUGAAUUUGGACUCAUCAGCCACUACUUGAAACAUUAGCAAUACUGACCGAUAUGCUGUUACCUCUCGAUGGCUCGUGUUCUUCCAGGUGCCUUGAUGCUGCGUGUUCUUCCAGGUGCCUUGAUGCUGCGUGUUCUUCCAGGUGCCUUGAGGCUGCGUGUUCUUCCAGGUGCCUUGAGGCUGCGUGUUCUUCCAGGUGCCUUGACGCUGUGUGUUCUUCCAGGUGCCUUGACGCUGUGUGUUAUUCCAGGUGGCUUGACGAUGGUGAAGGUCAUCUGGACGCAAGACAUGGAAGGUGCCUUUGACGGUAGUACGUACAAUAUGUAGUACUUCCGAGAUUAAUAUAUUAGAUGCCCCAUAGCUGAGGCACUAAUACACCUGCCUGUCAAUUAAUAAGAUUUGGAAUUAUCUCAAAUUUUCUUGCAUCAAACUGGAUUUCCUGCCAUUCCCCAAGGCACUGUUUAACCCCUACGGAUUCUGCGAUGCCCUUCAAAAUAUCUUCACUAUGCCGGAGAUUUAUCAACUCAACCAAGUUAUUUUGCAGUUCUCACCUAGUUGUGAGGCUGUGUAACACUCCAUAGGAAUUCUUAUUAGCAACGGCAUCUCACUGGCGUCAGUAACAAGAACAGUGAAAGUAAUAACAGUGACAGCAACACCUUCCCACUGGUGUCAGUAACAAGAACAGUGAAAGUAAUAACAGUGGCAGCAACACCUUCCCACUGGUGUCAGUACAAGAACAGUGAAAGUAGUAACAGUGGCAGCAACACCUUCCCACUGGUGUCAGUAGUACAAGAACAGUGAAAGUAGUAACAGUGACAGCAACACCUUCCCACUGGUGUCAGUAACAAGAACAGUGAAAGUAAUAACAGUGGCAGCAACACCUUCUCACUGGUGUCAGUAACAAGAACAGUGAAAGUAGUAACAGUGACAGCAACACCUUCCCACUUGUGUCAGUAACAAGAACAGUGAAAGUAGUAACAGUGACAGCAACACCUUCCCACUGGUGUCAGUAACAAGAACAGUGAAAGUAAUAACAGUGACAGCAACACCUUCCCACUGGUGUCAGUAACAAGAACAGUGAAAGUAGUAACAGUGACAGCAACACCUUCCCACUGGUGUCAGUAACAAGAACAGUGAAAGUAAUAACAGUGGCAGCAACACCUUCCCACUGGUGUCAGUAACAAGAACAGUGAGAGUAAUAACAGUGAUAGUUCUGGGAGCUGAACUUAAGAAUAAAAAUUAACUUUUGUUGUUUUGAUUACAGAUUAUCCGUAAUUUCUUACAUGUUUUUUAUACCUGUUCCUAGACACUCCCCUUUAUAUUAGUUAUACCUCUCAACCCAGGUAUACCCUCAACCCAGGUAUACUCUCAACCCAGGUAUACUCUCAACCCAGGUAUACUCUCAACCCAGGUGUACUCUCAACCCAGGUAUACUCUCAACCCAGGUAUACUCUCAACCCAGGUAUACCCUCAACCCAGGUAUACUCUCAACCCAGGUAUACUCUCAACCCAGGUAUACUCUCAACCCAGGUGUACUCUCAACCCAGGUAUACUCUCAACCCAGGUAUACUCUCAACCCAGGUGUACUCUCAACCCAGGUAUACUCUGAACCCAGGUAUACUCUCAACCCAGGUAUACUCUCAACCCAGGUGUACUCUCAACCCAGGUAUACUCUCAACCCAGGUAUACUCUCAACCCAGGUAUACUCUCAACCCAGGUGUACUCUCAACCCAGGUAUACUCUCAACCCAGGUAUACUCUCAACCCAGGUAUACUCUCAACCCAGGUGUACUCUCAACCCAGGUAUACUCUCAACCCAGGUAUACUCUCAACCCAGGUAUACCCUCAACCCAGGUAUACUCUCAACCCAGGUAUAGUCUCAACCCAGGUAUACUCUCAACCCAGGUAUACUCUCAACCCAGGUAUACUCUCAACCCAGGUAUACCCUCAACCCAGGUAUACUCUCAACCCAGGUAUACCCUCAACCCAGGUAUACUCUCAACCCAGGUAUACUCUCAACCCAGGUAUACCCUCAACCCAGGUAUACCCUCAACCCAGGUAUACUCUCAACCCAGGUAUACGCCUUAACUUAGUAAGACCCCAUGAACCUGGGUUUAAACCAUCACACUAGUAAUCCCCUAUUACUCUCUCUCUCCCUAGAAAUGCGUCUUCACCCUAACUAGACCCUCUCACCCUAGUUAUACCUCCUCACGCUACUUGUAUCAAAUUACUUUAGAUAUUUUUCCUCCUCUUUGUAAUAUCCCUCACCAUAGUGAUAUCCCUAUUCUCAGUGAUAUCCUUUCUUUCUAUUUAUCCCUUCUCUCCCUGGUGAUAUCCUCCUCACUCUAAUGAUGCUCCCAUCCCACUAGUAUCCCCUCACUCUAGUAACAUUUUCCCUCACUCUAGUAAUACCCUACAACCUAUUUACUUCUCCAUCACACUAUUUCGCAUCACCCUAGUGAGUAAUAUUUCUUCUCCAUACCUGAGAAACAUCAGAGUAAUUCAACAUUAGCAAUAUCACCCUAAAUCAGCUUACAUGACUAUUCCCUCCAAACAUUAUCCUACAAUCUACAAAUGCACUAGCAAAACCGGUCUAAAUCCCUUAGUUAUGAAUAACUAAAGUGUAAUGAACACUUCUCCGUGCUCAGUAAUAAUCCACAUGGAGGCAAAAACACAGAAGAUUAAUUGAUCUGUAUAUUUCGACCUCGUCCUGGGAUCCUCCUCAGAUGAUGACGAUCACGGAAGUAAAUCGAAAUAUACACAUUUAUUAAUCUCCGGAGGUUCUGUUUCCAUAUGAGAUACGAUUGAUAAAUAUUCUUACAAGAGAGAUACAACUCGAACAUACACCCUAACAUACUGUUAAUAUACACCCUAACAUACCACUAACAUACCACUAACAACAUACCACUAACAUACCACUAACAUACCACUAACAACAUACCACUAACAUACCACUAACAACAUACCACUAACAUACCACUAACAACAUACCACUAACAUACCACUAACAACAUACCACUAACAUACCACUAACAACAUACCACUAACAUACCACUAACAUACCACUAACAACAUACCACUAACAUACCACUAACAACAUACCACUAACAUACCACUAACAACAUACCACUAACAUACCACUAACAACAUACCACUAACAUACCACUAACAACAUACCACUAACAUACCACUAACAUACACCCUAGCAUACACAUUAAAUAGUGACACCUACAAAUACCCACAAAACACUACCUUACACCAUGAACGCCACCGUAUACACAGAAGCUCUAGCUCCUGACACUGUUUACACACAGCAGUGACAUUGCCCAACACACUUUCCUGACAAACAAAACACCAUCUUCAAUACGUUCCUUCAGUAUGACCCAACAGUGCCAGCUGGUUGUGUCACGUGACCGUCCCAACAGUGCCAGCUGGUUGUGUCACGUGACCGUCCCAACAGUGCCAGCUGGUUGUGUCACGUGACCGUCCCAACAGUGCCAGCUGGUUGUGUCACGUGACCGUCCCAACAGUGCCAGCUGGUUGUGUCACGUGACCGUCCCAACAGUGCCAGCUGGUUGUGUCACGUGACCGUCCCAACAGUGCCAGCUGGUUGUGUCACGUGACCGUCCCAACAGUGCCAGCUGGUUGUGUCACGUGACCGUCCCAACAGUGCCAGCUGGUUGUGUCACGUGACCGUCCCAACAGUGCCAGCUGGUUGUGUCACGUGACCGUCCCAACAGUGCCAGCUGGUUGUGUCACGUGACCGUCCCAACAGUGCCAGCUGGUUGUGUCACGUGACCGUCCCAACAGUGCCAGCUGGUUGUGUCACGUGACCGUCCCAACAGUGCCAGCUGGUUGUGUCACGUGACCGUCCCAACAGUGCCAGCUGGUUGUGUCACGUGACCGUCCCAACAGUGCCAGCUGGUUGUGUCACGUGACCGUCCCAACAGUGCCAGCUGGUUGUGUCACGUGACCGUCCCAACAGUGCCAGCUGGUUGUGUCACGUGACCGUCCCAACAGUGCCAGCUGGUUGUGUCACGUGACCGUCCCAACAGUGCCAGCUGGUUGUGUCACGUGACCGUCCCAACAUGUUAUUUAGCACUAGUCAAAUGUAUAUAUGUAUAUUCUAUAUUAUUUUUAUAUUAAAUAUUCGUAUUAUACUGGAA
Molecule: messenger RNA, 8626 nt
Organism: Cherax quadricarinatus
Lineage: Eukaryota; Metazoa; Arthropoda; Malacostraca; Decapoda; Parastacidae
Product: protein sax-3
Molecular function (GO): protein binding
Source: RefSeq, a predicted model, not a curated record